AAAGGGAGGAUGGAGAAGUCAAAGGACGAUGAGCAGAGAUUCGUGUUUGACUCCUCGGUUGACCACAAUGGACGAGUUCCAUGCAGAACCUCCACCGGGUGUUGGAAGGCGUCCCUAUUCAUCGUAGCAAUCGAGUUCAGUGAGCGGCUGAGCUACUUCGGACUGGCCACCAACCUCAUCAUAUACCUCACCAAGGUGCUGCGUCAGGAGCUGAAGACGGCAGCCAAGAACGUCAACUACUGGAGCGGCGUCACCACGGUGGUGCCGCUCGUCGGUGGCUUCAUCGCCGACGCAUACCUGGGGAGGUUCUCCACUGUUAUCAUCUCCACCCUCAUCUACAUCGGAGGUCUCCUCCUGUUGACGAUGUCGCAGAUCGUCCCGCGGCUGAAGCCGUGCGACCCCGUCACCUGCGGCAGGUCACUGGGCCUCCACGAGGUCAUCUUCUUCCUGGCCAUGUACUUGAUCUCCCUUGGCACGGGUGGCCACAAGCCGUCGCUCGAGAGCUUCGGCGCUGACCAGUUCGACGACAACCACGACGAGGAGCGGAGAAAGAGGAUGUCCUUCUUCAAUUGGUGGAACUUCGCCCUCUGCAGCGGGUUGAUCCUUGGGGUCACCGUGGUCGUUUACGUGCAGGACAGAGUAGGCUGGUGGCAGGCCGACGUCGCGCUUACUGCCACCAUGGCUUUGAGCCUGGUGAUCUUCCUCGCGGGCAGGCCGUUCUACCGCUACCGGAAGCCGGAGGGAAGCCCGUUAACGCCCAUGCUGCAGGUCGUAGCGGCGGCCAUGGCCAAACGACACCUUCCUCUUCCUUCAGAUGCCAGAGAACUCUGUGAGGUGCCGGAAACACAGACGACUAGUAAGAGGCUUCUCUGCCACACUAAUAAGCUACGAUUUCUCGACAAAGCUGCCAUUAUCGAGCAGAAACACGACGAAGCUGCAACCGCCGCCGCCGGAAAGCAGAACCCAUGGCGGCUAGCCACGGUGACGCAGGUGGAGGAACUCAAGCUAGUCCUAUCCAUGGUGCCCAUAUGGAUAACCGUACUACCGUUCGGCAUUUGCAUCGCGCAGACCAACACCUUCUUCGUCAAGCAAGGAAGCGUCAUGGACAGACAAAUCGGCAAUGGAUUCAUCAUCCCUGCGGCCUCCAUAUUCUCCCUCGGUGCUCUGGGUAUGGUCAUCUCCGUCACCUUCUAUGAAAGAAUGCUGGUUCCCUUCCUGAGAAGAGUCACGGCCGACGAGAGGGGCGUCAGCAUCCUCAGAAGAAUCGGCAUCGGCAUGGCGAUCACAACGGUGGGUAUGAUCUCUGCUGCACUGGUGGAAAUGAAGAGACUUAAGGUAGCGGAGAAGGAAGGAACCAAUGCGGUCUCCAUGAGUGUGUUGUGGCUGGCGCCUCAAUUCGUGAUCAUAGGAGUUGGAGAUGGAUUUGCGUUGGUCGGCUUGCAAGAGUACUUCUACGAUCAAGUUCCCGAUAGUAUGAGGAGUCUGGGUAUCGCCUUCUACCUGAGUGUACUGGGAUUGGCCAACUUCAUCAGCAGCGUCUUGAUCACCGUGGUCGAUCGUAUAACUUCGAGAGAAGGAAGAGGAAGUUGGUUUGCCAAGGAUGUGAACAAGAGCCGGUUGGAUCUCUUCUACUGGUUGCUGGCCAUCAUGGGCGCGCUGAACCUGUGUUGCUAUGUGUUCUUGGCAAGAAGUUACUCUUACAAGAAGGUGCACCAGAGAAGGGUGGGAGUUAUCGAUUCCUCCGAAGAUGAUGUCUAA
Messenger RNA from Musa acuminata AAA Group (dessert banana), 1758 nucleotides. RefSeq names its product protein NRT1/ PTR FAMILY 5.6-like. The transcript has 4 exons. Gene Ontology annotation, cellular component: membrane. The record is from RefSeq and is a predicted model, not a curated record. The coding region runs from base 10 to 1758 and encodes 582 amino acids. NCBI's taxonomy places the organism in Eukaryota, Viridiplantae, Streptophyta, Magnoliopsida, Zingiberales, Musaceae. Gene Ontology annotation, molecular function: transmembrane transporter activity. Gene Ontology annotation, biological process: oligopeptide transport; transmembrane transport.